Bacillus rossius redtenbacheri is the source of this 1529-nucleotide messenger RNA. RefSeq lists its product as uncharacterized. The transcript is spliced from 6 exons. Lineage: Eukaryota; Metazoa; Arthropoda; Insecta; Phasmatodea; Bacillidae. The coding region runs from base 117 to 1529 and encodes 470 amino acids. The record is from RefSeq and is a predicted model, not a curated record.
CGUGCCACGUGCGCCGGGCCGGCGAGCUCAACUUCACCGCGAGGGUGACGCUGCACCUCGUGGUGUCACCCGUGCGGCCAGGUCUUGAAUUUGUCCAGUUCAUCCAGCAAGCGACCAUGCCGUUCGGCUACCCGCUGCUCAUGUGGUGCAAGGUGGACAGGCCGGUGGCGGAGUGCCAGUGGACGUGGCAGCCGUUCCACCCGUUGCUGCAGCAGGACGAAUACGACGACGACGACCACGACUUGAACGAGCAGGCGUCCAGCCUGUCCGGCAUGGUCGUGCAGACGUUCCGGCCGUCGGGCGACGCCUCGGCGGACUGCAGCCUGCUCCUGGACCACGUGCUGGAGGGAGACGCCGGCGUGUGGUAUUGCGGGGCGCGUGAGCAGGACGCGCGCGACUUCACGUACGGCAAGCCUACGUUCCUGCACACCAGCAGCCUAGAUAAAGAAAUGGCAAGCCUCCCAAUCUCGUUUGAAGAAAACGGACUCAAAUUUGGCGAUGAUUUAAAUCUGACGUGCAAAGCACCGUACCCAGUCGUCGAGUGUCGGUGGUCACACAAAUAUCAGUACGAAAAUCUUUUUGCUUUCAAGAAGCAGUUCAAUGCAGACAGAGAAACCAAUGACUGCAGUUUACAAAUUCAAAAGGUUACUUUCAGCGAGCGUGGCCUGUGGUCCUGCGAAGUCAAAACUUCUAAACGAAGCAGUUUCCAAACCAUGACCACCAUACUGGUUAAUAUAUUCCCGUACCCAAAGGAUGUUGAAUUCGUGUUGUUGACGGGGAAAGCCAGCAAACCUAUAGGCUCUCCGAUAUCUCUUGGCUGCAAGGUCAACUGGCCUGUAUGGGAGUGCCGGUGGACGCUGCUCAGUUUAAACGAGUCGAAAACCGCAAAAAUCAUCAAACAGUUCCACCCGCCAGACAACAACUCCGCGGACUGCAGUUUGCACUUGGACUACAUCCUGGAGGAGCAGCAAGGCCACUGGAUGUGUGGCGUCCGCUGGAGUAACCACGAAGCUUUCUUCAAGUCUCCUCGCAUCGAGGUCACCCUGUAUCCUCCAGAGAGCAUCGGCUUCAUGGAGGAGCCGCAGGACACGGAGGCGCAGCUCGGCGACGACGUGGUGCUGCGCUGCGUGACGACCACGCCCGUCGACGAGUGCCGCUGGCUGUUCAGCCCGCCCGAGCAGCAGCAGCAGCCGGCGCUGCGCGUCAAGCAGUUCCCGCCGCCCGACCCGCAGCGCCGCAACUGCAGCGUGCGCUUCAGCCGGCUGGUGGCGCAGCAGGCCGGCGCGUGGGCGUGCGAGGUGGCGGGCGCGCCCAACGCGUCCGUGCUGGUGUCGCGCGCGGCGCGCCUGCACGUCGCCGACGCGCGGGGCGAGACGGCUGUCGACUUCGUGGACGUGACGCGCGAGGCGCGCGCGCGCGCGGGGCAGGCCGCCAUGCUGCGCUGCGUCACGAGCGCGCCGGUGCGCGCGUGCGCGUGGUUCGCUGCGCGCGCGACGCGCCGACGGCUCGCUGGCCCCGGCGGCGCGUGA